UUGCCACGGUGACGCGCUGACACCAGUCAAGGCCCGAGUAAUCCGUGAAAGAAGGAGGCAGCUAAUUCUUUGACAAUGGCGAAUGUGCUGGAUGCUCUGUGGGAAGAUAGGGAUGUCAGAUUUGAUAUCUCACCUCAGCAAAUGAAAACACGCCCAGGAGAAGUCCUAAUUGAUUGUCUAGAUUCCAUUGAAGAUACUAAAGGAAAUAAUGGUGACCGAGGCAGGCUGCUUGUGACUAAUCUGAGAAUCAUCUGGCAUUCUUUGGCUUUGCCAAGAGUCAACCUUUCUGUCGGCUACAACUGUAUAAUAAACAUCACCACGAGGACUGCUAAUUCAAAACUCCGAGGGCAGACUGAGGCGCUGUAUAUCCUGACCAAAUGCAACAACACAAGAUUUGAGUUCAUAUUCACCAAUGUGGUUCCUGGAAGUCCUCGGCUGUUCACUUCAGUUAUAGCAGUGCACAGAGCCUAUGAAACAUCAAAAAUGUACAGAGACCUAAAAUUAAGAGGCGCUCUGAUUCAGAACAAACAACUACGACUGCUUCCUCAGGAGCAAGUUUAUGAUAAAAUUAAUGGAGUGUGGAAUUUAUCCAGUGAUCAGGGCAAUUUGGGUACAUUUUUUAUUACAAAUGUACGCAUCGUCUGGCAUGCAAACAUGAACGACAGCUUUAAUGUCAGCAUACCCUAUCUUCAGAUUCGAUCAAUCAAAAUCCGGGAUUCCAAGUUUGGCCUCGCUCUAGUAAUUGAAAGUUCACAACAGAGUGGGGGCUAUGUACUUGGCUUCAAAAUAGACCCCGUUGAAAAGCUACAGGAUGCCGUGAAAGAAAUUAACUCCCUGCACAGAGUUUACUCGGCCAGCCCCAUUUUUGGAGUGGAUUAUGAAAUGGAAGAAAAGCCUCAACCACUUGAAGAGCUUACUGUGGAGCAAGCUCAGGACGAUGUGGAAAUUGAGCCGGAUGAGCAGACUGAUGCCUUUGUGGCUUAUUUCGCUGAUGGCAAUAAGCAACAAGAUCGUGAGCCCAUCUUCUGUGAAGAACUCGGCCUAGCAAUUGAAAAACUGAAAGAUGGCUUUACGCUUCAGGGACUUUGGGAAGUUGUGAGCUAAAAAUGUUGUCGGCUCGCUGCCGGUGUAGAAAUAAAAUGAUUGUGUCUAAAUGGAUACUAUAAUAGUAUAUUUUGUAUUAAAUUAUGAUUCCGACCAGUUUUGUAAUCUAAAUUGCUCUGUGAAUAGAGAGGAGUAAAAGGUGCUGUAAAAAAAAACAGAGGUUGUUUUACUGGAAUGUAAGAAAUAUAAAGGAGAUUUCAUUAUUUUACCUUGUACAUAGUGAAAUAGUUUCUGUAAAAAUUAGAAUUUUAUAUGAAGAAUAAACUGUCUGUGGAUCAGUUGA
This is a messenger RNA of Polypterus senegalus (gray bichir), 1387 nucleotides long. It is a transcript of the gene bbs5, whose product is annotated as Bardet-Biedl syndrome 5. Gene Ontology annotation, cellular component: BBSome; ciliary basal body. The record is from RefSeq and is a predicted model, not a curated record. Gene Ontology annotation, biological process: intracellular transport; cilium assembly. The transcript is spliced from 12 exons. Bases 76 to 1104 code for a protein of 342 amino acids. Lineage: Eukaryota; Metazoa; Chordata; Cladistia; Polypteriformes; Polypteridae. Gene Ontology annotation, molecular function: phosphatidylinositol-3-phosphate binding.